AUGCAGGUUGAAGUCACAUGGAACGACCUCAAGAAGACGUCUUCAAGUCUGCAGCAGAGGAGCGAAGGAGGUCUCAACAGACUGAGACAGCAGGUCUACGUCGCCUCCUGCAUGCCGUACCUGCUCGCCCACAUCCUCGAGGCCGCUCCCUCCGUCGCUCCUCCUCUCGACUCUCUCCUCACCUCCAUCGAGGAGAGCAUGUGUCAGCUGGGCUGGAGGGAGGGCGUGACUGCAGCUGGGGUAGAGCUGGAGAAGUUGAGCUUGUCAAACGAGAAGAGACUGCAAGACGUCGAUUCCUUCCUGUGCGAGGGAGUCGUCGGCGAGACGCCAGCUUGCAUCGCGGGAUGGAACUUCUGCACUCAGCUCGCGAGGCUCCACCUGCACCUUGCCGCGUGCUUCUCGAGUAUGGAGAAGGAUGAGGCGCUGGAGGAGGCAGCGAACGAUCAGCUUGUCAAGCUGGGGGAGACUCUAGAGCUUCUCUGCUCCAGGACCAUGAGCUCCUUGGAGGAGGAGGCCACCAGGAGCUCCAACUCGACUCAGCUGGGGAUGGUGGUGGGGUUGGUGGUGGAGGGCCUUGCGUUCUGGGGGAUGCGACCCUUCCUCUGGGCCGAGCUGAGCCUGAGCUGGUGGGUGGCGAAGUUGAACGCGACAGGCGGGAAGAAGAGCGAGCGGGUGGGAGCGACGCAUGCAGCGAUGAAGAAGAUGAUGAAGGCACUCGAGGCUUCAGUCGACUCCUCCCCCUCCCUCUCCGCCCACUCGGACAUCAUCUCUCCGCUCGUAGACUUCUGGAAGGAGAAGUCCAUGAAGGAGGAUACGGUUGAGAAGCAGCGACAGACCAUCAUGCAUCUUGCAAAGGAUGGAAGAGAGGCACGUUAA
Molecule: messenger RNA, 876 nt
Organism: Guillardia theta CCMP2712
Lineage: Eukaryota; Cryptophyceae; Pyrenomonadales; Geminigeraceae
Exons: 6
Coding region: 1-876 (291 amino acids)
Source: RefSeq, a predicted model, not a curated record